AUGGGCAAACAAAGGAAAACUAGGCAAUUCUCGGUGGCCAAGCGCAUGAUCAACCCCAAUGACUCUAGAUUGAAAGCGAACAAGGAAAAGGAAAAGAAGAAGCAGGAAGAAAAGGAAAAGGGAGCAGUUCGACAAUUGCCCCAAGUCGCAUCAUCCAUGUUCUUUGAGUACAACUCGGCUCUUGGACCUCCUUAUCAUGUUCUCGUCGAUACCAACUUUAUCAACUUUUCUAUCCAAAACAAACUCGAGCUCGUCAAGGCAAUGAUGGAUUGCUUGUAUGCAAAGUCUAUCCCAUGCAUCACAGACUGUGUAUUGGCAGAAUUGGAAAAGUUGGGUCCUAAAUACCGUAUUGCGCUCAAGAUUGCACGUGAUCCUCGUUUUGAACGAUUACCAUGCUCGCAUAAGGGUACAUAUGCUGAUGAUUGCUUAGUACAGCGUGUCAUGCAACACAAAUGCUACAUUGUCGCCACCUGUGAUCGAGAUUUGAAGCGUCGCAUUCGUAAGGUGCCUGGUAUUCCCAUUAUGUACAUCUCUGGCAGGAAAUAUGUGAUAGAACGACUUCCUGAGCUUGGUACCAAUACAUUUUAA
Messenger RNA from Lichtheimia ornata, 588 nucleotides. RefSeq lists its product as uncharacterized. NCBI's taxonomy places the organism in Eukaryota, Fungi, Mucoromycota, Mucoromycetes, Mucorales, Lichtheimiaceae. The transcript is spliced from 6 exons. The record is from RefSeq and is a predicted model, not a curated record. Bases 1 to 588 code for a protein of 195 amino acids. Gene Ontology annotation, cellular component: nucleolus; small-subunit processome.